AUGGCCGAGACUAAUAGGUUACACUUUAACGAAGAGGCGUCAACGUACGACUCUAAACAUGGUAAGCUUAACGAGCGCCUAACGGAAGAGAUCCAAGCCCGAUUGGACUGGAUUGGCGUCGACUGGGCUAGCGACGACGAAGACGACGACGAUGAUGAUGACGAUGAUAAUAGCGAUGGAGAGGCAGAACCAAAGCCUAUCCAAUCUCGCAGGGAGGUACGGUUGCUUGACUACGCUUGCGGGACAGGCACAAUGUCGAGAGCAUUAGCCCCUUAUACGACGCAAAGCGUUGGUAUCGACAUAUCAGAAAAUAUGGUUGCAGCGUAUAACUCACGUGCUGAGAACCAAGGCUUAACUCGCGAUGAGAUGCAUGCUAUAGUGGGAGAUCUUGCGGCGGCAGAUGGACCGCAGCCUUCGGAACUUUUCGCAGACUCGCGUUUCUUCGGAUUCGAUCUGGCGACUGUCGGAGGUGGGCUCCACCAUUUCGCGGACCCGGAGCUGGCUGCCGACCGCCUUGUCGAACGUCUACGUCCCGGUGGCGUCUUACUGGUCUGGGACUUCUUACCGCACGGACCUCACCACGGACUUAAUGCGCAUGCAGUCUUACAUCACGGCCUCUCCGAGGAAAGGGUCCGAAAAAUGUUCGAGCAUGCCGGGGCCGGAAAAGGCUUCUCUCUCGAAGUACUCGGCUCCGGCCUCAUGCCCGGCCACUACGCGCAAGAGGGUAAGGAGCUUAUGAAGAGACAAAUAUUCCUGGCUAGAGGAGAGAAAGCUGCAUAA
This is a messenger RNA of Daldinia loculata, 780 nucleotides long. Its product is annotated as S-adenosyl-L-methionine-dependent methyltransferase. The record is from RefSeq and is a predicted model, not a curated record. NCBI's taxonomy places the organism in Eukaryota, Fungi, Ascomycota, Sordariomycetes, Xylariales, Hypoxylaceae. The transcript has 4 exons. The coding region runs from base 1 to 780 and encodes 259 amino acids.